GCAGUGAUGAAGCAAAGAGGAGGAAAAGAUUCCCGUUCCCGAAUUCCUCGUGCACCAGAGCUGAUCAGUGCAAUCCCAGGAAGGUUAUUUUAGAGAGGCAGGUGCUGUCCCUAACUCAACAUAAACACACCAGGGGAAAAAAAAAUCCUCUCACCUCCUUGUGGGGUAGAAAUUACUGAUUGGUUUCUUCUUAUCUUGUGCAGUGCUUGACUCACAGGGUUAUACAGCAACAGUUUCCAAGCUCAACUUUUCAGCUUGGAGCAGGUCUGGAGCUGGGAGACGUUCCUCUGGCCGCUGGAACAGUGCUCCCACCAUGUCUGGGAAGAGGUCCAAGUGCUGCUCCUCGCGCCUGCGGGUGAUCCUCAUCGUGUGCCUGGGGCUGAUGAUCACGUUGACCGUGGUGCUCCUCGUCCUCCACUUCCUCAACAAACGCAGCAAUGAUUCCAUCAACAUACCAGAAACAGCAAACUACUUGCUGGGCGUAGGUCGAGCUGACUGCACGGGACCAGUGGCACAAGUUCCCUUGAUGGGCUAUGCCAACCCGGAGCAGGCGGCUGGUGGGCUCCUCACACGCCUCUACAGCCGAGCCUUCAUCAUGGCAGACCCUGACGGCUCCCGGCGGGUGGUGUUCGUCAGCGCUGACAUAGGGAUGGUGUCCCAGAGGGUGAGGCUGGAGGUGCUCGAGAGACUGAAGAGCAAGUAUGGUGACCUGUACCGGCAGGACAAUGUCAUCCUCAGCGGCACCCACACGCACUCGGGGCCGGGGGGGUACUUCCAGUACACCCUCUUCUGGAUCACGAGCAAAGGGCUCAUCAGACCAUCCCUCAACUCGAUCGUGAAUGGCAUCGUGAAGAGCAUAGACAUAGCACAUGAGAACAUGAAGAGAGGAAGGCUUUUUAUAAACAGAGGCACUGUAGAAAAGAGCCAGAUCAACCGAAGCCCUUUCUCCUAUCUCGCCAACCCAGCAUCUGAGAGAAGCAGAUAUUCAUCCAACACAGAUAAAGAAAUGGUGAUUCUGAAGAUGGUAGAUGAAGAUGGACAAGAGCUAGGCCUUAUCAGCUGGUUUGCUGUGCACCCCGUCAGCAUGAACAACACAAACCACCUCGUGAACAGCGACAACGUGGGCUACGCGUCCUACCUGUUCGAGCAGGACAAGAACAAGGGAAUGCUCCCUGGAGAGGGCUCUUUUGUUGCUGCCUUCGCCUCCUCCAACCUGGGAGAUGUGUCGCCCAACACCCGAGGCCCAACCUGCGCCAACACGGGCGAGUCGUGCGACAACCCCCAGAGCUCCUGCCCCGUCGGAGGGGCAGCCAUGUGCAUGGCCCAGGGUCCUGGGAAUGAUAUGUUUGAGAGUACAAGGAUUAUAGGGCAAAAUCUCUACUCAAAAGCAAAGGAGCUGUAUGAAAAGGCCUCCCAGGAGGUCACGGGGCCCCUGAGCUCAGCCCACCAGUGGGUGAACAUGAGUGACGUGUCGGUGGAGCUCAAUGCCACGCACACGGUUAAAACAUGUAAGCCAGCCCUAGGACACAGCUUUGCCGCGGGGACUAUCGAUGGCGUGGGCGCUUUCAACUUCACACAAGGCGCAGUAGAAGGUGACCCGUUCUGGGAUCAAAUCCGGGACCAGCUGCUGGGAGAGCCAUCAAAUGAAACAAAAGCCUGCCACAAACCCAAGCCAAUCCUCUUCAGCACGGGAGAGAUGACUCGGCCCCACCCGUGGCACCCGGACGUGGUGGACGUGCAGAUCGCUGCCAUCGGAUCGCUGGCCAUCGUUGCUGUGCCCGGAGAGCUCACGACCAUGUCUGGCCGCAGGCUGCGGGAAGCUGUUACAAGUGAAUUUGAUUCCCAUGGGACACCAGGGAUGAAUGUGGUAAUUGCAGGUCUGUGCAAUGUCUACACCCACUACAUUGCCACCUAUGAAGAAUACCAGGUUCAACGAUAUGAGGCUGCAUCGACUAUUUAUGGGCCACACACCCUCUCUGCCUACAUCCAGCUCUACAGAGGACUUGCAAGGGCUAUUGCCACGAACACCACCCAGGACUUGCCCCGUGGUCCAGAGCCCCCAUUUUUCAACAUAGGCAACCUGACCUUGGUGCCCUCCCUCGGCGUCGAAAGCGCACCGACCAACAAGACGUUUGGGGAUGUGCUACAGGAAGUGAGGCAGCAGUAUCGAGUGGGAGAAGUUGCUGAAGUGACUUUUGUGGGAGCAAACCCCCGGAAUUCCGCGGAGAACGCGACUGAACACAACUUCCUGACGGUGGAGAGGCACACCAACACUUCAGGCACCUGGCAAGUGGUGCAGAACGACGCCUCCUGGGACACCAGGUUUUACUGGACCAGAGGAUCCCUGAGUCAGAGCAAUGUGACCAUUGAGUGGCACAUCCCUGCUGGCACAGAGCUGGGGACGUACCGGAUCCGCUACUUCGGGCACUACAAGAAGAGAGUGUUCCUCAUUCGCACCAUCACCGUUCCCUUUGAAGGCUCCUCCUCGGCCUUUGAAAUCACAAGUCCAUAGCUGAUCUCAGUCAUUAAAUCCAUAGGUGAUCUCAGUCAUUAAAGGAAUUGUUUCCCUUGAGCGGGAGGUUUGAUAUCUGGGGGGUUCUGUGCAGGGCCAGGAGUUGGACUUGGAUGAUCCUCGCGGGAUAUUCUGUGAUGU
Corapipo altera (White-ruffed manakin) is the source of this 2653-nucleotide messenger RNA. RefSeq names its product N-acylsphingosine amidohydrolase 2 (gene ASAH2). Gene Ontology annotation, biological process: long-chain fatty acid biosynthetic process; ceramide catabolic process; sphingosine biosynthetic process. Lineage: Eukaryota; Metazoa; Chordata; Aves; Passeriformes; Pipridae. Gene Ontology annotation, cellular component: extracellular region. The record is from RefSeq and is a predicted model, not a curated record. Bases 314 to 2512 code for a protein of 732 amino acids. Gene Ontology annotation, molecular function: N-acylsphingosine amidohydrolase activity. The transcript is spliced from 21 exons.